Molecule: messenger RNA, 2884 nt
Organism: Hypanus sabinus (Atlantic stingray)
Lineage: Eukaryota; Metazoa; Chordata; Chondrichthyes; Myliobatiformes; Dasyatidae
Exons: 2
Coding region: 764-1678 (304 amino acids)
Source: RefSeq, a predicted model, not a curated record
ACGACUGCAUUGUCAGGUGUGAGUCAACCUGAAAAAGUAUGAUAAAUAUUUUAAUUGCCUAUUAUUUUACGUAUAUUCAUAUGUUUUCAUUGUUCAGUGAAAUAGUCCUUUUAUUUUUCAGGUUGACAGCUGGCUGACGUUAUUUUUGGUUUGCUGCUGGCGGCAAAUUUAAGUUUGGCGUUUUUCAUAAAUACAAGAAGGACUCAAAUAGACGUUGAGUAUUUUACUUAAAAGUAACCUUCAACCCAACGUCUUUUUUUCGGAGUUCAAAAUGUUUUUGUUGCAUGCAGAAAUGUAAUUUCAUUUUCUCUGCAGGAGUUCAUCAAUUUCAUAAAUGCAACACAUUAUAGUUUGUUUAUACAUAGCAUAAAGGCAAAACAAAACGUUGUAUGCAGUGUUAUUUCAUUUUAAAUGUCAAGCGGGUUUUGCGGCUCCCAGUGUUUUCUUUUCUGUGGGAAACGGGUCCAAGUGGCUCUUUCAGUGGUAAAGGUUGCUGACCCCUGAUUUAAGCCUACCUGGUCAAUACCUGUGGAGGAGGGGGAACUGCGCAGGCGCGAGUGACGUCAGCGUCGAGCGCGCACUUUAAAAGGCAGGACUUCUUUUCAGAGCGGGCAGCGGAGUCCGUGGAAGCAGAGUCCUGGGCUUUGGCUAAGUGGGCUUCGACGUAAGGGGACUUCGGUAAGCUUGUGUGAUUGCUCGCUGAGGGGAAGAAGGUAAGGUCGCUAGGUGCUUUUUAAACUUAUUCUAUUAAUCCAGUUCAGGUAUGGGGGAGACAGUCAGAGCAGUGGUGUGCUCCGUAUGCAGUAUGUGGGAGGUCAGGGUCAACACAGUUGUCCCUGAUGACCACACCUGCAGAAGGUGCGUCCAGCUGCAGCUCCUAUCAGACCGAGUUAGGAUCAUUCGGGAGGUGGAGGCAGAGAUAGAUAGUUAUCAGGAGGUAGUCACACCAAAAAACCAAGAAGUAGGCAGAUGGGUGAUGGUCCAGAGAGGCAGGGGGAGCAGGCAGAGAGAGCAGAGCACCCCUGCGGCCAUUCCCAUUAACAAUAAGUAUACCGUACAGGAUACUGUUGAUGGGGAUGACCUACCAGGAAUGAGUUGUAGUGGUCCUGCCUCUGGCACAGAGGUUGAACCCUCAACUAGAAAGGGGAGGAGGGAAGAGAAGAGAGCGAUAGUUUUAGGGUACUCUAUAGUUAGGGGGGCAGAUAGGAGAUUUUGUGGGGCAGAUUGGGAGUCUCGGAUGGUAUGUUGCCUCCCUGGUGCCAGGGUCCGGGACAUCUCAGAUCGGGUGCAGGCUAUUCUUGAGAGUGAGGGCAUGAACCCAGAUGUAGUGGUCCAUGUAGGGACCAACGAUGUAGGUAAGGUGAGUGAGGGGGUCCUGCUUAGAGAGUUCAGGGAGUUAGGAGUGAAGCUGAAAGGCAGGACCUCCAGGGUGACAAUCUCGGGAUUGCUACCUGUGCCACGUGCGAGUGAGGCGAAGAAUAGAAUGAUUAUGCACAUUAAUACGAGGCUGAGAGCAUGGUGCAGGAAGGAAGGGUUCAGGUUUUUGGAUAAUUGGUCUUUGUUCCAGGGACAUUGGGAUCUGUUUCGAAGGGAUGGUCUACAUCUGAACCGGAGGGGUACUAACAUUCUUGCAGGAGUAUUUGCCAGUGCUGCUCGGGGGGGGGGGGGUUUAAACUAGAUGUGCAGGGGGCAGGGAUCCAGAUCCAGAGGGUUGGUCAGAAGGUGCAUGGGGUUAAAUGUGUACAAGGUUUGGGUGAUCUUGAGAAGGUCAUCAAAAUUCAGGGUGCAAUUUGCCCGAUGGAAGUUCAAGGAGCUGGGUUAGGUACAGUAGACAGUGUUUUAAGCAAAGAGAGGAGGAAUGGGCUAAGAAUUCUAUACUUGAAUGCGCGUAGUGUCAGAAAUAAGACAGAUGAGCUUGAAGCUCAGAUGAAAAUGGGGAACUACGAUAUUGUUGGGAUAACGGAGACAUGGCUGCAAGGGGAUCAGGCCUGGGAAUGGAGUGUACCAGGGUAUACGUGCUAUCGUAGAGACAGAAAUAUGGGAAGAGGGGGUGGGGUGGACCUGUUGGUGAGGAAUGAGAUUCAGUCCUUAGCAAGAGGUGACUUGGGAACAGGGGAAGUAGAGUCUGUGUGGAUUGAGCUGAGGAACAGUAAGGGUAAAAAGACCCUAAUGGGUGUUGUGUACAGGCCCCCAAACAGUAGCGUGGAUAUUGGGUACAAGUUGAUUAGGGAGUUAACAUUGGCAUGUGCUAAAGGUAAUGCAGUCGUUAUGGGAGAUUUCAACAUGCAGGUGGACUGGGAGAAUCAGGUAGGUGCUGGACCCCAGGAUAGGGAGUUUGUGGAGUGUCUAAGGGAUGUAUUUUUGGAACAGCUUGUGCUUGAGCCAACCAGGAACGAGGCUAUUUUGGACUUGGUGAUGUGUAAUGAACAGGAAUUGGUAAGUGAUCUUGAAGUAAAGGAGCCAUUAGGAAGUAGUGAUCAUAACAUGAUAAGUUUUUAUCUACAAUUUGAGAGGGAUAGGGGCAGAUCAGAGGUGUCAGUGUUGCAAUUAAAUAAAGGAGACUACGGAGCCAUGAGGGAUGAGCUGGCCAAAGUUAAAUGGGCGGAUGCCCUGGCAGGAAAGACAGUGGAUCAGCAGUGGCAGAUAUUUUUGGGCAUAAUACAAAAGAUGCAAAUGCAGUUCAUUCCAAUGAGAAGGAAGGAUUCAAAGAGGGGGAAGGGGCCACAGUGGUUGACAAAGGAAGUCAGAGAUUGUAUAGCAUUAAAGAAGUAUGACAGGGCUAAGAUGAGUGGGAAUACAGAUGAUUGGGAAAGUUUUAAGGAACAGCAGAUCUUAACUAAAAAAGCAAUACGGAGAGAAAAAAUCAGGUAUGAGCUCAGUCUAG